This is a messenger RNA of Xenopus tropicalis (tropical clawed frog), 4245 nucleotides long. It is a transcript of the gene maml1, whose product is annotated as mastermind like transcriptional coactivator 1. The transcript is spliced from 5 exons. Gene Ontology annotation, biological process: Notch signaling pathway; positive regulation of transcription of Notch receptor target; positive regulation of transcription by RNA polymerase II. NCBI's taxonomy places the organism in Eukaryota, Metazoa, Chordata, Amphibia, Anura, Pipidae. The record is from RefSeq and is a predicted model, not a curated record. Gene Ontology annotation, cellular component: nucleus; nuclear speck. Bases 327 to 3419 code for a protein of 1030 amino acids. Gene Ontology annotation, molecular function: transcription coactivator activity.
CUGCUCCCGAAGAUCCGUUUACAAAACACAGACGUCACUGUUUGGGCUCCGCCCACGCCAAGGUUUGAUUGGUCGGCGGUCUCUGCCUAUCAGCCGUGACGCUUGCACCCCUUUUACUCCGAGAGAAGAGUAGUUUCAAGAUGGCGGACGCUCGGAUAACAAUGGCGAGCGGGCGGCGGGGGCGUUAGGGGGAGCUGCGAGGCGGGAGAGAAGUGGAUACCGUGCGGGGGGGGGAAAGUGUUGCCAUUGUCAGAGGAGGCUUUUCCUCAGGCCGGGGGUAUGAGAGUGCUAUUCCCGUAAUAGUCCGGCUUCACCUCUCCCCACAGAUGGCGGAUUUUGUGGUCCCCCGACACAGCGCCGUGAUGGAGCGCCUCCGCCGACGGAUAGAGCUUUGCCGGCGGCACCACGGUACCUGCGAGUCGCGAUACGAAGCCUUAGCUGGGGAGAGGCUGGAGCUAGAGAGGCAGCAUACCUUCCAGUUACACCAGCGCUGCCUGCAGGCCAAGGCCAAGAGGGCCGGGAAGCACAGGCAGCAGGCUGUCUCUAGCGCCGAGUCCGGCCCGGGCAGGGGGAAUCCCAGCACUACCGGCAGCCUGGAUACCGACGGAGGCGGCGGCGGCAAUGGCGAGCAGUGUAGGAACAGCACUCUCAUCGCGCAGCUCCAUGAAACUGUUAAACGAAAGCUGGAUAAUGCAGCUUCCCCACAAAAUGGCGAUCAGCAGAAUGGCUACGGAGACAUGUUUUCUGUGCCUAAGAAACUGAGGCACGAUGAUGGACUUGGCGGUGUUAUUGGUUCUUCAAAUGGGAUGCCUCCGGUGUCUCCCCUAAAUCAGCUGGAUAACAAACCUCCCAGUGGAGACUCCAUGCAGUUAAAUGGGAACCACUCAAUCGGACUUGACAGCCACAGUAAAAAGUGUCUUCCCGAUGGCAGCCUGCAACUGAACGGUAAUGGAGACGCCGACGACUUUUCUCUUUGUGUGAAGCAAGAACCCGUGGACGAUCUACCUUGUAUGCUGUCUGGGGUGGGUGGUUCCAUAUCUCAGAACAACCUUAUGCCAGACCUUAACUUGAACGAGCAGGAGUGGAAGGAGCUCAUAGAAGAACUUAACAAAUCUGUACCGGAUGAAGAUAUGAAGGACCUUUUCAAUGAUGAUUUUGAAGACAAAAAAGACGUUGAUGCUUCAAACUCUGCAACGCAAACUCCUCUGGCUCAAGACAUACAUGUAAAGACGGAGUUUUCUCCUGCGGCAUUUGAUCAGGAGUCCCAUGGAUCUCCGCAAGUUAGAUCGGCAUCAUCUGGGCCUUUUGUUGGUGCUCCUUCGGCGCCUGCUAGCAGUGCGUCUCCAGUUGUUGGUGGUUCCCAGGCAGUGUUCCAGGCAGCUGCUCAGGCUGUGACCGAGCCUUCUAACCAGGCUAUAAUGCAACCUUCCAACCAGCCACCAAAUGUGCAGAGAUCUUUACCCAAUGUUUUAAUGCCUGGACAGGCUAAUCCAACUGCCAAAGAGAUGUCCUCGGCACAACAGCUUCAGCAGAUUGCAGCCAAACAGAAGCGAGACCAGUUGCUACAGAGUCAGCAGGCCGUUCACCAGACUAAUCAAAUGCCCAACUGGCCGCAGUCUAGGACGUCGCAGAGUCCUUUAGGAGUUCCAUACACAAUGGAAAAGCCAACAAGCCCCUCUGUUUACUCACAAGACUUUACCAAUCAGAAAAUCAUAAUGCCCAACCUAAACAAGAGUUCCCCUCGUGGUGGAGCCAAUUACAUGCAGCCAAAUCAUGUUAACAUUAUUGGUCACAAGCCUGCAAACAACUUAAACACGAACCCUGCGGCCGCCCCAAAUGCCAUGCUGGACUAUGGCAAUACCUUACCCCUUUCCCAUUUUGAGGUUGAUUGUGGACCUGGUGUAGUAAACCAGAAUAAACCGGGCAUGUUACCAUAUCCACAGCGUCAGCAGCAACAAUUGGCACACAUGGCAGAGGAACAGAACCAAAUGUUUCUUCUAAAACGCAAGGCUGGAAUGCAGUACAGGCCUUUAGUUCCGCAUAGCCAGGACCUUAACAUAACUACAAAUGUACCCCGUGUCCCAGUAUCCGUGGCAGGGCCCGGCGUGGGUGCACAACCGCCAGCAGUCUCUAUGGCAGGGAACCACAAUAAUGCUGCGUAUUUAAGUGGCCAGCAACAGGCAGUAAUGAAACAGCAGCUUCUUUUGGAGCAGCAGAAGCAGAGAGAGCAGAAGCAACUUCUUUUGGAGCAGCAUAAGCAGCAAAUCCAGAUGGCACAAAGACAGCAGCACCUCCUGGCUGAGCAGGAGAAACAGCGCCACCAACAGGAACAGCUCCAGCGACAUCUGACGAGACCUCCACCUCAGUACCAGGAUCAGUCACAGAACUCAUACCCUCAGCAGAGUGUUGGGCCAUUCCCAGGAUCCUCUACAGUUAUUCCUGGAGUGAAUAGUAUUUCCCAGCCUACCUCGGGCAACCCUCGGAUGUUUUCUCAGACGCAACAAAUGAUGCAGAUGGGAGGAGGUCAUACAGCUGUUCCACCAUUACCAUCUGGUUCUAACGCUCAAGACCGUUCCGUGUCCCAGUACCCCAGUCUACAGACUGUGCAGCGAGGUGGUAUGUACAACAUGGCAUCUGGUCUCCCACAGAUAGUAGGAAACCAUGCAGCGCAGAAUAACAUACCCAAUGGUCAACCACAGAUACAGCGACAGGCAAGUAUUGGUCAAGGCAACCCUCUCCCUGCUGGGUAUGGACCGAAUCCCAUGGGAAACGCUGGGUUACCACAACAGCACAACAAAUUGGCAAUGAAUACUGCUAUGGCCAAGGCCCAGAUUCCAAGAAUGCCUUCUGCCAUGUCUUCACAAAACCAAACAUGGCCCAAUCAAGGCUUGCAGAACAUAAACAGUCAACCCCAAGGAAAUAGUGGUUUGGGUGCGUUCAGUACUGCCAGUGCCACUUUUCAUCUCCAACAGACUCACCACAAAAUGGGCAACCAACAGUUUGGCCAAGGCAUGCCCCAGGUUGGUCUUGCUGCCAGUCGGCCAAUGACAUCCAUAAAUCCUUCUGUUACUGGUCAGAUGAUGCCAAAUAUAACAUCGCAGCAAAGGACAAACCCUGCAAGUCAGCAAUCAGCCCCUAAUCAGCAGGUCCUACCGGUGAUGAACCAGACUGUGGCGGAUAUCACACCAUUUAGCCAGAAUACUGGACAGCAGAUGACCAAUAGAGCUGGACUUCAUUGUAAUCAAAAUUACCAGGUUAGGUCAGCCAGUCAGGACCUGCCUUUUGGGUAUGGCAGUCAACCUGGCAAUAGCGGGCUGCAGAAUUUGUCCGGCGAUGCCGACCUGUUGGACUCUUUACUAAAAAACAGGACUUCCGAAGAGUGGAUGAAUGACUUGGACGAGUUGCUUGGUAAUCAUUGAUAUUGGGCUGGAUAAUUCUUUUACUCUUAUUUAGCUAACAACAUUUUCAAUCAUUUUAGUACAUUUUUAUAAAAAAUUAAAGUUAAAAAAACAAAAAACAAAACCAUAAUUGUAAAAUGCAUUCGGACCAAAAACCUAUGCCAUCGAGAUGUCAGUAAGGCUGGAACACAAACUGCGAUGCUGCUUAAUCUUUUCUAUUUUCUUAUAGUCGAUGCCUGGAGCAUAUAGAGGGUCUCUGCUUGUCACUGAGCUUGGCAGGAAACACUGAUUUUAUCUGUUCCGAUGCCUUAUGUUCUAUGCACAUAGGUGCGUGCUAGGUCUGCGGCAGCAUGAAUAUGUCUGAUAAAAAUGUCUGGUCACAUAAAGCUGCCCUUGUGUGUUUCUACCCUGGCCGGGGAUACCAUGUACCCAAUGUCGCUCUUUCAGGUCCAAUAGUUUUGACUGUAACCAGCAUUGUCACACUUUACGAAUACAGUUUUUUUAUAUUUUCCUUUUGGUUUUACAAGUGUCCUUUCUAAUAUAACAGUGGUCACUAAAGAAAUGUUACCACACAUUUAUUAAUUUAAAUGUUUGCCGGCAAAGCUUCCCUUACCCAUUGGGAAACGUGGGGCAGUGUAUAUGUUUAAUAAGCCAUUGCGACUGAUGUGGGUAGACUCCAUGCUAAGCUAGAGGCUAUGUCGUUGCCAGUAAACAGCAUGGCUGUUCUGUAGUAAUCUCCCUGCCCUGUACCAACCAAGGCAAGUAGCGGCACGGAAAUGCUUUUAGUAUGCACCUUGCACUUCAAUAUUACCCCUGUGCUGCUUUUGUAUGGAACUAAGGCACAAGU